Molecule: messenger RNA, 7448 nt
Organism: Vespa velutina
Lineage: Eukaryota; Metazoa; Arthropoda; Insecta; Hymenoptera; Vespidae
Product: citron Rho-interacting kinase-like
Exons: 14
Coding region: 1997-6895 (1632 amino acids)
Biological process (GO): actomyosin structure organization; peptidyl-threonine phosphorylation
Cellular component (GO): cytoplasm; cytoskeleton
Molecular function (GO): protein serine/threonine kinase activity
Source: RefSeq, a predicted model, not a curated record
AACCAAUAUAAUAAUCCUCAAUGGUUUUAUAAUGUUUUGGAAAUCGUUUUGUUGAUAAUAAUAAAUAAUUAAAUGCAGCUUCAAUCAUAGAUAAACUUACUUCAUAAUUCUUUGCAUUAAUAGAAUCUUCAGGUAAAAUCAUUUUGUCUGUUCCAUAUUUGUAUAAUACUUUAGUAACAAAAGCUUCUUUUAGAUUAAUCUUGCCAUCGUUACAUUUUAUAUUUCCUUCUGUAAGUAUACCUAACCUUAUAUCCAUUGGUUUAAUUACUAUAUAAUGCGAUUGUUUAUCUAAUAAACAUUCUAGAAUAAUUUCACCAAAUGUAUUAUUAUUAAUGAAAUUUUUAAUAAUUGUUAUAAAAUCAUGAAGAGGAUUAGAUACUUCUUCGAUAAUUAUUUCAUCAGUCUCCAAUUUAUAAUUAAUGCAACAAUCCCAAAUCUUAAAUGAACUAUCUUUAUUCUGAAUUCCUACAUUUGACAAACAUCUGUUACAUAAAAUAUCUUUUUUAUUUUUUCUGUAAUUGUAAAAGACAUUACUAUUUAUUAUUGAAAAGAAUGGACCAUAAAAAAGAUCUAAUUCAUUUGGAUGUAAUAAUGAUAUGAAAUCUAUGUCUUUUUUACUGCAGAACCAUUCAGAUGGAUCAAAGUCGACACUAGGAAGUGGCAAAACUCUUUGAAAAUAAAGCUUGUUACAAAAUACAUUCUUACAACAUGUACAUAAUAUCGUACAUUUGGAAUUUUUAAUUAUUUUUUUCUUACUUUCUAACGUAUUAAAUUGUGUUUUUGUAUCUGUAAUAAAUUCUCUUUGAAAUGAUCCAAAUUCUGAAUCUGAUGGCUGUGUAUGUAAACGAAAACACACCCAUCUAUCUAUUACACUCAAGGAAGAUAACGAUGUUGGUACAAUUUUUAUAUUUGGUAAUGUGAUAUAUGUUACAUUUUCUCCUAUUGACAACAUAAUACUUGCUUCCAAGAGUUUAAUUUGUACUUUAUCUAAGGUUAUGGAUUUUUGCAUAAAUAGAAAAACUGUACAAGAUCGAAGACGAGGUCUUAAUUCUAUUGUAAUCAAUUCCAUAUUUUAUAAAAUUACUGUCCUCUUAAUUUUGAUACACUUCCUUCGUUUCAUGGACUUCUUCACUACAAUGUUAAAAAGAGAAAUAAUAUUUUUACUUUGUAAAAUCCUCCAUGCACGAAACAUACUGUAUACAACUUAGACAUACUACUUACAUGAUUCUCCACGUGUAUGUUUACACUUUUUAAUUUAGUUUCGAUUACGAUGAUCUUCAGUUUUCUUUAUUUAUAAGGCUUUUAUAAUUUGUAAAUAUAUUCAAAUAAUAGAAUUUUUUAUUGUAUAAUAACCUUUCCAUUUAAUCUUACUUCGAAAAUCAUCAAACUUAAGCUUAAUCAGAAAAAUAUUCACCAAUCAGUGAACUUCUUCUGUCCGCCAUUUUAUGAGAGAAUUAUUUGAAAAUUGUUAAAGAUGUUUAAUGGAAAGAUGUCUUGUUAUACUUAUAUCUGCAUUUCUAUUGGUUAUUUAGAUUAAGAAAUGUGUCGACCAAAACGAAUCAUUGUAAUGCCUAUGAGAGAUAAUUUUGAAUAUUAACAUUAUGGAGUUUGUAGCGCGACCGUUAUGAAUAGUGUAUUGUUGAAAGAUGCAGUGAAGUUAUAAAUGACGAAUUGCAAUCGUUUGAUCGUUUCAUUUUAAUUAUAAUUUUAUACAAUUAAAUCGUUAUUUUCUUAUAUAAAUGAUAUGUUCAUUAUGUAAUUAUAUCAAUCCGGCAAAAGAUUACUAUUUAUUUAUUUGAAUGUAGUGAUAUAAAUCGCAUUGUUAUUUAUGAUAAAAAUUAACUUUUUGUUAAGUGAUCAUAUUACGGUAUGAACAGUGCAUAUGGAUAUCUGUAAGAAAAAGAAAAAAAUAUUCAAAUGGGGAAGACAUUUGGUUUUGUCAUAACAAUUAUUUAAAACAAGUAUUUAAAAUAUAUACUAUCUAUAGAAUACAAAGAUGUUAGCGUCCAAUGAUAAGACAGAUGAAAAAUUUAAGUCACCUUCUAAUUCACAAAAUGGAAAUGAAAAGAGGAUACAUAGAAGCAAGUUUCAAACAUUUGAUAAAGAGACUAGUAAAUUAAAACAGGAAUUAGUAAAUUUAAAAAAUGAAGAUUUGGUAGAAACAAAAAGAAAUUUAGGAGAUCAAAUGGAUUUUGAAAAAUCUUCUAAAUUGGAAACUAAGCAUUUAUCUAAACACAGUUCGGAAGGACCUUUUUUUGAAUUUAAAUAUUCUAAGCAUCCAUUAUUGCAGUCAGAUAAAUAUUCAAAGGAAAAAAUGGAAUUAGAAAUGCAAUUAGAUUAUAAAAAAAAGGAGAUACAAGAAAAACAAAAGAAGAUUCUUGAACUGCAAGAUAAAGUUCGAGAAAUUGUCCAGUUAGAACAUCAAUUGGAAGAAAAAGUAAAACGAUUGGAAGCUUCUAAUAAAGAAAGGGAUAAACUAGAACGAGAAUUAAUUACAACAAGAUCAGAAUUAGCAGCAGUAAAGAGGACAUUAGAAUUGGAACGUCAAGAAAGGAGAGAUUUAGAGAAUAAAGCUCUUGCUCUUAUAAAAGAUGCUAAGCGUAAAUGGGAAAAUGCAGAAAAAGAAAAAAUUGUGCAACUUAACAAACACAUUGAAACCCAAACUACACGCAUUACAGAAUUAUGUACAAGUAAUAAUGAAAUGAGUUCAAGAUUACAGAGAGCAGAAUGUGAACUUGAAACUGCAAAUGCUGAAUUACAUAAACUUAGAUUAUUUCAGACACAAUACAAGGAAUCUUUAGCUAAAACCCGAGAGCUUAAUCGACAAAGCGUUCAAGGUGUUGAAACAAAAUUAGAAGAAAUAGCAAAUCGUUCGCAUAACCAAAUAUCUGAAUUACGUGCAAAAUUAGAUUUUGAAAUAGCCAAAAAUACGGAAUUAGAAGUAAAAUUAAGAAAUGAACAAGAUUCUAAUCAUUGUCGUCAGUCAAGGCUCCAUGUUGCUUUGGAACUAGCUCAAAAUGAACUUAAAGAUUGUCAAGAGCAAUUACGUGCGGUACAAGUUACAAUACCUGUAAGAGAUACAGAAAUAGAAACUUUACGGAAACAGUUGCAAGAGAGAACCAAACAAUUGGAAAAUGCACAGAUAUCAGAACAAACAUUUGCUAAUAUGCGAGAACAACUUGAAAGAUUGAAGGGAGAAAAUGAACAACUUAAAAAACAACUGGAAGCAACUAAAUCUGAUUUAAAUGAUACUAUAAUGAAUUUGGAACAGAAUGAAACUCUUGCUUUAAACUUAGAGCAAGCUACGCAAGAUAAAGUUGCUUUGCAGAAAAGACUACAAGAUUCUUUGGAUAAAGAAGAGGAACAUUUACGUAAAGUUGGCAAUUUGGAAGAACUAUUGAAACGCUUGGAGCAGAGUGUUACUAAAUUGGAAGCCGAAAAUGCUAGCCUUAAAAAAUCUGGAUUUAUGGAAUCAGGCACCAAUGUAAUUUCUUCAGAAAACUUGCUUGAAAAGAAUACACAUUUACAAGAACAAGUACAAAAGUUUGAACAGCAACUCGACGCCUUAAGAGAAAAUGUUUCUGCUGAACGACAAACAGCAAGGCAGGCUCAAAUGAAUUUAUGGAAAAAAGAAAAAGAAUUGUCAGAUUGUAAUUUGGAUAAACGAAUUGCAUUAAGAGAAGUAAAAACGGCUGAAGGAAAAAUAAAAACAUUGCAGGAAGAAAAGCAGAAGUUAUUAGAUAGAAUAAAUAAUAAGACAAAAGAAGAUGAAGAGAAGUCAAAAAAAUUAUUGAAAGAAUUGGAUAGCGCAAAAAUAUCUUUAACAGAGAUUACAAAAGAAGCAUCUAGAAAUAAACAGCAAGCAGAUUCAGCGCAAAGGGCAUUAACGCAAACUAAUCGUGAGAUAGAAGAACUUCAGUCUACGAGUGCAGCAUUACGGAGGGAAGUAGAUGCAACGCGUAAACAAAUGCGAGUAUAUCAAGAUCGUAUAGAUAGCCUGAAUGCAGAAAAUAAGCGCUUAUCACAAUCUAGUAUGAAACAUAAUGAAGAUAAAAUAGAGUUAGAAGUGAAAAUAGAAAAAUUAGAACAGGAAAUUAAUGGUUAUGAACUUAAUAUCGAACUUCUGAAGGAAACUUGUACUGUGCUUGAGGAACAACUAACGGAUUAUGAAAGAUUAACGAGUGAUCAUGAAACUCGAGAAAAUAUGUUAAUCCAAGAUAAAAUGAAAUUACAAAAGGAUUUAGAAACUGCGGAAAUAAAAUUACGUGAAAUACAGACAGCACAUAAUGAAGAGAAAAAUUUAAAGCUGACUGCUGAACGCAAUGUUCAAACAUUAGAAACAGAAAUAAAUGAUAUAGAGAGCGAAAGGAAUAGUUUAAUUGCUCAAAGAGAUCAAUAUAAAAAAUUGGUACAAGAAUUAACUGAACAGGUUGAAUCUUUAAGUAUGAAAUGUGGUGAUUUAGAGUGUGACUUUUCAGAAAUGCAACGUGCAUUAGAAACUGCAAAAGCAGAAGCAAUAAUUGUUAAGGAAGAAAGUAGUCAACAUUUAACAAGUUUACAUGAAUUAAAAGAAGUGAAUUAUUCGCUGAUGGCCGAUUUACAAAAUAGCAUAGAUCAAGGACAAGAUCUUAGACGCAGAAUCACAGAAUUGGAAAAUGUCUUAGCUGAAAUGAGGCAAUUCUAUCAAGAGAGAGAAGUUAAAGCAGAGAGUACUCGGCAACAACAAGCGAAAUUAAUCGAUUAUUUGCAAUUAAAAUUAGAAGAAUGUGGUAAGAAAAAGAAAACUAUGUGCGACAAAAUUCUUGGUACCAAACAAAAAGAGAAUAUUCCUCCUACCAGUACAAGUAUGCCUAUUGGAUAUCGCGAAUUAGAAAAUCAACUUACCAAAGAACGAGCGAAGGUGAAGUCAUUAACGGAUCAGUUAUUAGCGUAUAAGGCUAUGCAUAUAUCUGCAUCAGCGCCUUCUUCGCCAUCUUCUCCAGAUAUAAAAAGGCCUAUGGUACAUGUUAUGGAAACAACGAACGACAUUUUAACCAAACGUUUGUCACCACAGAGAAUGGGCCAUAAUAUUCCACAUAGAUUUAACGUUGCAUUACCGAUGCGUGCUGGAAAAUGCACUGCGUGCUCUGAUUCUAUUCAAUUUGGAAAACGUGCAGCUAUUUGUAGCGAAUGUCAAAUAAUGACACAUUUGAAAUGUUCAUUAUCCGUUCCUGCAACAUGCGGUCUUCCUGGAGAUUUCACUAAACAAUUUAGUAAAACUUUAAAGAAUAGUGAAGACAGUCUAUCAUCUUUGGGCGGUAGCAUUCAAACAUUAUCUAUAGAUCAACCAGAUAAACCUGAUAUGGUAGAUACUUCAAGUUCUCACAAUGUUCAGAAUAAUAAUAAUGAUAUUUCAAUGGAAGGCUGGGUAAAAAUGCCGGCACGAUCAAAAUCCUGCUGGGAAAGAAAUUACUUGAGAUUAGAAGAAUCUCGUUUAUGUAUAUAUGACCAUCAACCUUCGUCUGGAAUGGCACCGAUGCAUAGUUUAAAUCUAAAUGAAAAAAAUGGUUUUAAUAUUCUGGAGAAUAUACAGCAAGCUGAAGUAAUUGAAACUGCAAAGUCUGAUCUACCAUUUAUCUUUAGAAUAGAAUCCAAUUCUUUAACAACUUGUUGGCCUACAUCUAGGCUUGAUAUUAUGGCUUUAAGUCAGACUGAUAAAAAGAAUUGGGUGAAAGCUUUAAAAAUUAUUACUAGUCAAUGUUUAUCUGUUAAAACAAUAAAAAAUGAAAAGUAUCAAACAAUACUUAGAUUAGAAAAACAUCAGUUGGACAUAAAUUGUGUAGUAGAUUUGGUGGGAGAAAAUGUUCUUUUGUUAGGCGCAGAAGAAGGAUUAUUUUCAUAUUGUGGUACAAAAUCGAGAAUACUUACAACAAUUCGUGGUGUAAAAAAAGUGCAUCAACUAUCCUUACAUCCUCAUUUAGACAUAGCUAUAAUGAUAGCUGGUGAAAAUAGACAAUUGGUCUAUUGUUCUUUGAGACAAUUAAGGAGUAAUUCGCUUGCAGCCGAGUGCUCUAGACCAGCGAUAAAUACGAAAGCUGUUUUGACGGGUUCUGAAAGUUGUCAUUUCUAUCAACUACAAGACUUAUUCCUUUGUGCUGCAUUUGCAUCAUACGUAAUAUUAUUUAAAUGGAUUGUCGAAGAAAAUCGUGAAGGUUUCAUUAGAAUUCGUGAGUUCGAAACACCUAAACCUUGCAGCUGUGCUAUAUUUACCAAACAUCGUCUUAUUGUUGGAUGUAAUAAAUUCUUUCAAAUCGAUCUCAAUAAUUAUUAUGUCGAAGAUUUCCCAGAACAAGAUGACAGUUCAGUUAAAGAAGCAUUAUCUGGUGUUGCAAAACUUGGAAUUUUUCCAGUUUGUGUAUUAAAUGUAUCGUAUAAGCCUUCGAUGAUAGAACUUUUGCUUUGUUACAAUGAAUUUGGCGUGUUUGUUGAUGAAAAUGGUCACAGAACACGAAAUAUUGAUCCAACAUGGAAUCAUUUACCAUUUGCUUUUGCCUAUCGAAAACCAUAUCUAUUUAUCAUACAUUUUUCAUCAAUUGAAAUAGUAAAAUUAGAUGCAGAGGCCUAUACAUUAUCGUCUAAAAGUCCUGAAAGAACUCUAGUUGAACUUUCAAGUAUACGAUAUUUAGGUGUAACUAAUUCGAAAGGAAUUUAUGUUGCAUCUGUUAAUUCUUUCCUUCAGUUAUUGAAAAUAGAAGGUUCUUUCAAUAUACCUGAUCUAAAUGGCAGUAUUACAAGUUUAGAUACAUUGAUACAAGACGAUGAAAGUACUUCAGAAUUCAGUUUUACUUCAAGCCUUAUGGAAGCUUUGGAUGGUCAAGGGAAGAAAGUGCACUUUGCUGAUGUGUCUAAGCAUUAAAAUUUCGUUUUUUAACUUUUAUUGAAUAAUUACUUAUUAUUUUGACAUACAUUCAUCGUACAUAUAUAUCUUAAGUCUGGAUAGCAUACAACAUAUUUACUUACAUUGUAUAUUCAUCAUUAAUUAAUUACUAUUUGGUUAUCAAAAUAAGACACUAUUUGCGUUCAUUUAUUAUUAUUAUUAUUAUUAUUAUUAUUUUUUUUUUUUCUCCUGAUCGUUAUAAGAUAUAUAAUAGUUUCGAUGUAACGAAGAAAUAAUACCUAAAAGAUAACGUUUUUUUUAUUAAAACAAACCAAUUAAAUAAUACACUUUACUGUCAAUUGUUUAUAGAUUUCAUUUCAUAAAAAUUUAAUAUUACAAAUGCUAUAGAGUAUGGUAUUAUUUAAGGCGCAUAAUGACGUGUUAACAAAACACGUAUUAAAAGAGUACAAAGUAAAAAAAGUAUAAUUAUUUUUUGUACUAUUUAAUUAAAUAUUAUAUACGAAAACUAAAGAUAUUUUGCGAUAAUUUUAUGAAUAUAUAUAUGUGUGUAUUUGUGCGUGUUGUGUGUGUA